Messenger RNA from Dichomitus squalens LYAD-421 SS1, 1633 nucleotides. RefSeq lists its product as uncharacterized. The record is from RefSeq and is a predicted model, not a curated record. Bases 21 to 1520 code for a protein of 499 amino acids. The transcript has 2 exons. NCBI's taxonomy places the organism in Eukaryota, Fungi, Basidiomycota, Agaricomycetes, Polyporales, Polyporaceae.
CGCCCGCCCCCUCACUGGCGAUGAGCUCGAGCUCCAAGACUGGAGGCGACUCCGUCUUCCCGAAACCGCAGCCCCCUCAAUCUGGCGUGAGGGCCGCGCUGCAGUACACUGGCAUUCCCCCGUCAUGGCUCGACAAACGCCCUAGCCUUCCCUCUCGCAACUGGCUCAUCUUUCUCGGUGUCACUUCCGCUGUUGCGGGCUGCUACAUCUACGACCGCCAGCAGUGCAAGAAAAUAAGGCAGGAGUAUGUAGACAAGGUCAAGGACUUGGCGACGACGCCCAUGGGCAGCAUGGAGCUCCCGCGAAGAGUGACAGUGUACGGCGCGAAAUGGUUGGGCGAUGAGGACUACGACCGAAGUAUGCGGUAUUUCCGGAAGUACGUCAAGCCCGUACUAGUCGCAGCCGCGGUGGACUAUGACAUGGUCAAGGGACGCCGGCUAGGCGACAUUGCCCGACAGGUGGCAGACGAGAUUCGCGCAGAUCGGCGAAUCAUGUUGGGCCUGGAUCAGCCUUUCACUGGUGGGAUGCAGCUGCCGGGUAGCACUCCAGCGGAGAAACGUCAGCGCAAGGUCGACAGCGGCAUCAUCAUCGUGGGGCGUCAUACGCUCAAAGAGUACAUGUGGGGUCUCAAGCGCGGAUGGACAGAGGGGUUGGAGCUGGUCGACAGGGAAGAGCGGUUAGCUCAACAACUGGAGGCGGGCGGCAAGUUCGACGAGCCAGAGGCAGAACACCCCCUCGAUGCUACAAUUGGUGAUGACGAGCCACUACCUACACCUUCACGACUCCCGCCUUCAAACCCUGCCUUUUCUGUCCUCGCGACACAAAACCUUCGUGCCCCGCCACCUCCCAAGGACGCCAUUCCUCCACACCUGAACGCGCCCCCAGCAACACUCCCUCCUCAACCCCCCAUGCUCCUCGUCAGCUUCACGAAUUACAUCGGCUUUACUCAGAUUCCGCUCAUGAUAUGGGACUUCUUCAACGAGCGUACGAGGGUGCGCGCCGGUGCAGAAGCCGCGUACAAGCUCAUUAUGGGCAAUGCACGACUCUUCACCGCUCCCCCUGCUGAGGCGCUUGCUCGCCCAGAUGUCGACGUUGACCCUACGCAACCACAAAAGCCCUACCUCGCCGAGCUCUCCCCAACGGACCUGGACUUUGAUCGCGAGGCUGAGUCGUACUACAAGAAGACCGUCGUGCGUGAUUUCUUGUCGGAGAUCGAGAAGGCGCGGAAGGAGUACUACGACGGGCUCGCCAAGAAGCUUGAGACUGCGCGUGCACUCGCGCGGGGAACCAGGGAACCGACCAAGGAGGAGAGGGACUACCCGCCUCCUACGGAAGUUGAACUUCGUGCGGAGACCCUGAAGAAGGAGCAGCGAUGGACAAGCGACGAGGAGGGGUUCAACAUCAUCCGCCCAGACAAGGAUGUUGAGUGGGACGAGAGGUUCCGCGGUGUGCUCAGGGUCUACACCGACCCGACGCCCGAGCAGCAGUCUCAGUCCGCUGGCACAUUUUCUGCUUCAUGAUACUCGCAAACUCCGUCAUUUAGUAGCAUAUACUUCCCCUAGCAUAUACAUAUAGCUUGGCAUAUCGCUGGACUCGACUAUGCAUGUAAUGACCCCCGGUUAAUCACUCCUCC